UCACCACCGAGGUCACCAUCAUCAUUUUCAAGUGACCUUCAGGUAAUAAAAGAGCCACAACCCUUCCGCCGACCUUUCUUGUCUCCCUCUCGCCACUCCCUUCCCCUCUGAUAAGGUCGAGGGCGAAGUGAGGGGAAGAUAAGGUCGAAAGUCCAUCCACGUCUCACGCCAUUUAGGAAUAACUGUCCUUUUGGGUAAGAGUCUCGUGAAUAUACAUAAUGACCUCGUAAAUUGACAUAAUAUGAUGAAGCAGUUAUACGCAACAUUGUUACUGAUAUUAAGGAAAUGUUGCAUUUCUCUGUCUCAUUGAAAUACAAUGUUUGUUUUAAUGAGUAAACCAUAUAAUCAGAACACAAAAAGUAAACUUUAACAAAACCAUUUCCGAAAGUUUUUUUUUUCUCAGAAUGAAAAAAAAAAUAAUCAAUUUCUGUGGUCCCCACCGCUUGCGUGGGAAAAUAUAACAGUAAUUUAAAGGAAUCCAGUACCAAGUUUCACGACAAUUGUCAGAGAAGAGCACUUGAACAUCAGGAAUUCUUCGUGUUCUUUGUCGUCGCUGAUUCAACUGAAGCAUGUCUCACAAUGCUUCAAAUUGCCUCAAAUUUUGCAUCGCGGAUUGGCCGCCCUACACCAUCUUCCUCACAUGGAGUCCGCCGUACAAGGUGGCCGGAAGCACAGUGGACGUCGUCAACAUCAUAGCCGAAAAACUGGGAAUUUGCUACAACGUCGUUCGAGCUAGUGACAACGACUGGGGCACCGCCCUCCCCAACGGGUCCUGGAGCGGCACCCUCGGGAUGCUGAACCGUGGGGAAGCGGACAUGUCGGCGGUGGUGUACUCGGUGACAGACAAGAGGAAACAGGCCGUCGACUUCAGCGAGCCUGUGUACGUCGACGAACUGACAAUAAGUUAUCUUCGCCCGGUCUUGGAGUCCGAUAUGGCAGGGUUCGUUAAACCUUAUACGUCUCUGAUCUGGGGUGUUCUGCUAGUUGCAAUCAUAAUCGCAUGCGUUGCACUGUCCUGCCUUCAGAAUGCCCACGACGCCAUCAGGCCCAGUGCUGAUAGAGAGGCUGCUCCAGCGUCUUCCAAUCUGGAGAACCUGAAAUCCUCAACAUUCUGGGUGUUUUCUAUCUUGCUCGCCCAAUGUGAGUACGUUUUUUUUCAUCCUUUUUGUUCUUCAUAUUCCAAAAUGGGGACACAGGCUAUACCACCGACGUUCCUCUCGCCAACAGCCAAUUCCUGGAAGGUGAAAGCGCGCUUCUUGGCCGGAGUUUGGCUGCUCAUGGUGUUCGUCGUGGCCACCGUCUACCGCUCGAACCUCAUGGCGAUGCUCAUCUCGCCCAAGGUGAAGCUGCCCUUCGACAGCCUCGAGGAACUUGGCCACACCGACAUCACCGUCUGGGCGCCCACCGGGAGUCUCUUCCAUGAUGCCGUGAACGAAGCAGCCCCCGACACUCCACUAGCCAGCAUUAGGAAGCAAGUCUACCUCUCUAACUUCAGUCCAAACGUGAUGUUCGAUUACUUCACGGGAAAAUGGGGCAUGACUUCCAUGCGUGGGACGCUGAUCUACUACCUAGAUCUUGGCUUCUCAAAGUACGGAUUUUGCAAGCAUUAUGUGAUAUCAAAGGGAUUCUUCAGGACAACUUCACUAAGCCUUGCAUUCCCAAAAAACUCAACACUUAAACCGAAAGUGGAUGAAAUAAUCCUUCGUCUUCGUGAAUCCGGGAUCAUCGAGCACCUCUUUCGAUCCCGUGUGUCCAAUGCCACUGAGUGCCUGAAGCCGGUCGGUGUGGCGAGCAGCAGUGUAGAGAGGCCCCUAGAACUCGGUGAUUUCUAUGGGGUUUUCAUUGUCUAUGCUGUCGGAAUCGCCUUGGCAAGUCUCUCCUUCAUGCUGGAGUUCGCAAUAGCCUGCGGAAAAACUACCAUGCUGAAUGAAAACUUCCACUGAUGAAAUUUCCGUAGAACAAUGGAACCGGCAAACUUUAUUUGAGGCUUCGAACCUUCAUAAUGUAUUUUACACUUUAUUGUUUGAAUAGUUGUCACAGAUAGGUUCACAAAACUUGUUUCACUAGUAUAUGCAGUUGUUGGUACGUAUUUGCUUAAAUUUUGGAAACACCUCCUCAACCAAUCAGUGUUGACAGUAGUUAAAGACGUUGUUUGAUGCGAGUACUUGAAUCCAACGCUUUUAGUUUUGUUUCUUCAGGCUCAUGAGUUUAGAAUUUGCUUAAAUACUGGUGAUCCCUGACAAAAUAUGUUACUGAUAUUCAUAAUAGAUUUAUGAUACUGCUCUCUUCACUUCUCUUCUCGGUCUAAUUCUCUGUAUACUUUUCCUAUUUCUCCAUGUCAUUAUUUUAUUUCACUUAUUAACUAGUCGUGUUCGCUUGGGGGAUGGUAGAGUUUUAUGUGGAAAACAUUACUGUAAAUUAAAGAUAUGUCCAACUUAUAGUUUUUACUUGCUUAUUUGUUAUUCUCAGAUCACAAUUGUAUCAUGCAAUAAAGGAUAUUUAACGGCACCAUCAUAUUGAAUAUAUUUUUUCAUUCCAAACCUUUCAUUUCCAUGUGCCUUUUUUAUGGAAGAUUCAAGUUCAUUAAAGUCCAAGGUUAAAUUGAUAUUUACAAUAUUCUAUCAACUGUUCUUGAAUUUCAAAAAGAUGACUAGUUUAUUGCCAAGAUUGGGGAAUUCCCUGAAGAGCAUGUAUACACAUAGGUCUUUAUGUUUCGAGCACACUACACGUACUUAUAUUUUUAUUUUUAAAUAUUUUCUCUCGACUUUCAACUAUGUACUUUUGUUUGUUGCAGAAAAAAAUGGUAUCAUAUUUCAGUGUGUGUGUGUGUGUGUGUGUGUGUGUAAUUUAUCUUUUUAAAAUGUGUACAUUUACCUGUUACUUUUCCACAUAUGAAUAAAGGAAACGCCACAUGAAAUCUUUA
Messenger RNA from Penaeus monodon (black tiger shrimp), 2923 nucleotides. RefSeq names its product glutamate receptor-like. The coding region runs from base 570 to 1943 and encodes 457 amino acids. Gene Ontology annotation, cellular component: membrane. The record is from RefSeq and is a predicted model, not a curated record. Gene Ontology annotation, molecular function: glutamate-gated receptor activity. The transcript is spliced from 10 exons. Lineage: Eukaryota; Metazoa; Arthropoda; Malacostraca; Decapoda; Penaeidae.